GAACCAUCAUGGAGUGGAUUGCCACCUGCUGCUUACUCAUUUGAAGUUCUUAAAAAUGGAACUAUCAUAGAUGUAAUACAUUUGAAUAGACCAAUUUCUGUUGUUGGUCGCCUUGCACAGUGUGACAUUGUUAUGGAACAUCCAUCACUAUCACGAUUUCACUGUAUUAUUCAGUAUAGACUCGUGGGUUCUGACACACAGCCACAAGGAUUUUAUGCUUAUGACCUUGGUAGUACCCAUGGCUCUUUCCACAACAAGCAUCCGAUGAAGCCUCAUACUUACUACCACUUGCGAGUUGGUCACAUGCUAAAGUUCGGUGGCAGUACUCGUAUGCUGAUUUUGCAAGGUCCUGAAGACGAUCAAGAACCAGAAUCAGAAUUAACUGUAACAGAAUUGAAAGCGCUGGCAGCAGAACGUGCCAAAAAACUGGAACAACUGGAAACUGGGGAACUGGAAGAAAACAACCCUGACCAACAAAAAGAGAAAUCUGAAAUAAGUGGAGAAAGCCAAGAGGAUAAAGAAGGCAUAGACUGGGGAAUGGGAGAUGAUGCAGUAGAGGAGGCAGAAGAAGAGGAAAAUCCUUUUGCUUCUCUCAAUGAAGAGUUAUAUCUGGAUGACCCAAAGAAGACCCUCCGUGGAUGGUUUGAGCGAGAGGGCUAUGAUCUUCCCAGUUAUGAAACUGAAGACAUCAGUCAAGGGUUUUACAAAUGCAAAGUGGAACUUCCUGUUCCUGGCCCUGCUGGUGGCCCAUUAGUUGCCAUUGUUGAACACAAAGGCAAGAAGAAAGAAGCAGUAAUACAGUGUGCUCUUGAGGCUUGCAGGUUGCUUGACAGGCAAGGUGUUCUUCGACAAGCAAAGCAUGAGAGCCAUGAAAGAAAAAAACGUGACUGGGCAGAAAACGACUAUUAUGACUCUGAUGAUGAUGAUUUCUUGGAUCGUACUGGAGAUGUGCAGAGGAAGAGAAUAAGGCGUAUGAGGGAUGCUGUUGGAAAGGAUAAUGCCUUCGUAGAAAACUACGAUACACUGAUAACAAAAUAUAAUGAAGUCACAAAGGAAUUAGCAACAUUAGAGGAAAAACUUGCCAAGGCAGACUUCCUAAAACAGGUUUCUGAGUGCACCAGUGUAGCCGAUGAUGAUCUUGACACUUACCUGAACAAGCUGCAGUCAGAAGUGCCAGACAAACACAAACGUGUCACUUGGAAGUUACGAGCUGUUGAUUUACGAAAGGAUGAAUUGAGGUUACGCAGACUCUCCAACAUUGCCCGCCCGCUUGGUGUUCCUGAGUUGCAGCCAUACCAGCCAAAAUACGAAAUGUCAAGCAGCAAACAAAACCUAAAGCUGGAGCCUCUUGGAGAGAAGUGCAAGGAGUCUCUGAAACCUGCAUCUAUUUCUACCAAACCAAAGGAACAUUCUUUAAAACCUCACAAGAUUUUCUUGGAGGAGGAACCAGAGCAGAGGCCACGACUCAGAAGGUUGGACGAAAUUGAUGAUGAGCUCCCAGCAAAAGCCCCAAGAAAAGAGUUCAAACGUGAUUCAAUAAAGAAGUCAGAAUCAGCAGUUCCAAGAAAUUCAGUUAGUAAAACUAUCAUGCACUCAUAUAAAUCGAGUGGAGUGCAGCUCCUGAAUGACAGAUCAGCUGGUAAAAUGAAAACUGUGAAAGAACGAGAACUACCCCCACCAGAGCUACAUCAUGCAGGUACAAGUGAUAGGAGAGGAGUUGACUCAGAAGUAAAUAGAACUGAAGAUAUUGUGAAUACUUACAGUGAUUGUACUCAGCAAGAGAGUAAUAAUAAUAAAACCAAAACAAAUAGCAGCAGUGACACAAGUCUAUUAAAAUCAAAUAUCCCAGAAAUUUCUACAAAUGAAAAUUCUCUGUCUAAAGGCACAGAGGAGAACUGUCCAGAGAAAAAAUUGAGAAUUUUAGGUCCUAGUCUGCCUCAUCAUUUGGCACACCUGAAGACUGCACAGCAGGGCCCUACGGGAACAAAAAAAAGGUAUGAAAAGAAAAGCAGAUAUUACGAUGAUGACAAUCCUAAUUAUGACACCUGGAUCCCACCAGAGCAGCAGUCUGGAGAUGGACGCACUAAACUGAAUGAGAAGUUAGGAUAUUAAUUACAAAAGAAAACUGUUCCAGUUUGACUGAAUUUAGUACAUUAUGUAACUGAUUUUAUUUUGUUUUAUAUAGCAACACCUUGUAUAACAAAAAAAUAUAAAAAAAAAAAGCACUGGU
Messenger RNA from Cherax quadricarinatus, 2230 nucleotides. The record is from RefSeq and is a predicted model, not a curated record. NCBI's taxonomy places the organism in Eukaryota, Metazoa, Arthropoda, Malacostraca, Decapoda, Parastacidae.